Molecule: messenger RNA, 1886 nt
Organism: Ostrinia furnacalis (Asian corn borer)
Lineage: Eukaryota; Metazoa; Arthropoda; Insecta; Lepidoptera; Crambidae
Gene: ppk9
Product: pickpocket 9
Exons: 9
Coding region: 269-1708 (479 amino acids)
Biological process (GO): sodium ion transmembrane transport
Cellular component (GO): plasma membrane
Molecular function (GO): ligand-gated sodium channel activity
Source: RefSeq, a predicted model, not a curated record
AGUUGGUUUUUCACUCUUGCAAUGGACGAUACUUUACGUUACUUACUUUAUAAGAUAGCCAUUUAGUUUCACAACCACUCAUCUUGUGUGUUUAAAGAAAUCUCAGAUUGAAUUUAAGUCAGAUCCCGGAGUUUGAGUGGGUUUUCACCCAUAUUUCAAACAACUGACGAUGCAGGCGGAAGGUGGCAAACUUUAAGACUUGUUUAAACGUAAACGUAACGUGUUUUAAGUCUUAAAAAUUCGGCGUUUUAAAGUCUUUUGAAGAACAAUGUUUUUCGAACGCACAUUUCAAUCUCAAAUCAUCCAAGAUGAGCUCUACGGCUCGAAAACAAGUAAAAGUAAACCAUCAAGCAAGAGGAGGACCGCUUUUCAUGUCGUCAAAGACAAAGCGAAGAGCUAUUUGGUGUUGUUCCUUGAAACGUCUUCGAUUCAUGGGUUGAACCACAUGGUGGCCAUUGGAAGGCAUCCUUUGGAAGUCGUCCUCUGGCUCACUAUGGUCGGCCUCUCCGUAUUCGGCUCGGUAUACCUCUCCCGGACCACCUGGACCCGCUACCAGUCCUCGCCUACUGUUGUGUCCAUGGAUCGAGACAUGUUUGCAUGGAAUACCACCUUCCCAUGCGUCACCAUAUGCCCCAACAAUAACCUGGAUCUGAAGAAGCUUGAAGUAUAUGUAAAAAACUCCAAGGAAAAAGAUAAAGCCAAGCUAGAAGCGUUUAUCAAGGCUCUCGCAAAUGCCACCUUCGACAAUUUCAACCUGAUCCCGGACUACGAUGGUAUACCUUCAGACAAAUACAUGGAGCUAAUCCUGAAUCUGACGGCGAGCUUCAAGCCCACCCUCACUAUUGGUGCCUCGGGUAUCAUGCUGGAUAUUGUUCCUACCAUCACUGAGAUGGGGCUCUGCUAUGCCGUCAAUUCUCAGGUGGCAGUUUAUAAUUCACCAGCAUACAGAGUAGCCAAUAGAUGGGAUGAGGUGUCCACCCAAAACAGCACAUUCUUCGUGCACCCACUUGAUGGAGAAGUGUUUGCGCAAGUUAUCAAUAUAUCGGCAUCCUAUGACGUCUACGUUCACGGUCCGUCAGAAGUACCUGAUAUAUCAACAAAGCGUCAGCAUUCAGACGAGGACUUUUACAUGAAGCUGUAUGUGACCGCACUUACUGUGUAUACGACGCCUGAUGCCGCUAGACUAAGCGUUGCCCAAAGACGUUGUCGGUUUCUCAAUGAGAACAUCUUGAAGCACAGUUCUGUGUAUACUUACACUAUGUGCCGCAUGGAGUGUCGCAUUCGACUCUGUCUCAAGUAUUGUAACUGCAUUCCUCACUUCUACCGAAAAAUUGGUGAUGAGAAAAUAUGCAACGUAAAAGACCUGCAAUGUUUGUACAAGUAUAAAGAUGAGCUCUACAAACUGCAAGAGAAGGACGGCAAGAAGAUCAACUGCGGCUGCCUCCCGAUUUGCGAUGAUGUGAACUACGUGAUCCAGUCCAACGCCCUCCAGGAGUGGUUUCUAGGAACGAACUUGCAGUGGGGAAUCGUGACGUACCCCAGGAUGAGAUACAAGAGGGAUAUUAUCUUUGGCUUCACCGAUGUCUUGGUGGCAGUCGGCGGCAUGGCCGGCUUGUUUCUCGGCUGCAGCGUCCUCAGCUUCAUGGAGAUCGUCUACUUCUUGACUCUUCGCCUCAUCUGCUACACCCAUGCUGCUGUCACCAAGUAGAAUUGAUCUGCUUCUCAGUUAUGAUAAAUGUAUUUUUUGAUUUUUAAUGAAUGUUCUUAGACCAAGCACUGUCCGACGAAUAGUUGCAACGUAAUUUGAACUUAUUGAUAAAGUAGCCUACAAGGAGAGGGCUUAGUGGCGUCCCUCCCUAUCCUACAAGUUUGAGUUGAUGACGAAA